Molecule: messenger RNA, 20674 nt
Organism: Xyrichtys novacula (pearly razorfish)
Lineage: Eukaryota; Metazoa; Chordata; Actinopteri; Labriformes; Labridae
Source: the annotation of a GenBank genome assembly
AUGUUGCGUAGAAGUUUCGGGUGAGACGACGCGAGUAUAUGACGUCAGAGUUUCAAGUCUUUGGCGCGAGGACCAAACAAAUUUGAAAACCGUGGUCAAACCGUUCAACAGUCGGCUCAGAGAGAGAGAGGACAACUACUCAAGUUUUAGUUAACAGACUGGAUAACAGGACAGCAGGCUCCAAAGGUGAACAUGUUUUUCAUUAUUGUUUGAAAAUAUGUUAAAUGCUGUUGCUUCUUGUGUUUUACAGACAGAUUUAUCUGUUACAGCUGAGAAGUUGUGAUGUGCUGUUUAGCGAACCAAGCUAGUUAGCCUGUUAGCUUUAGCAGGUCAGAUCCACAACAACAAAGCUAGCCCACAGAAAGAUUUUUAAGACAGAGGCUUCACUUUGUUCAUUUUGUUCCGUUUUCUUCUUAAACAUCGAAAACAAUGUCUAGGAAUCGACUCUAAUGAUUUAUGUAGGAUCAGGUUAUUCUACGAUGUACAGCAAACGUGUCUAAGGCUGUGUUUAACAUUUGCACCACAAGAAAUUAGUUGAAAGCAAUCUAAUUACCAUUCUUAGUAAAACUAACUGUUUCUUUGUUUCGCUCUUCUCCCCACCAAGGGAUGUCGUGGGACUUUUUUGUGCCCGUGUGCGUGGGUGAUCUGGUAAAGACUGGGGGGAUCAACCAGUAUGUUGUCCAGGAUGUGGUCUCCCCAAAACAGCUGCCAUCCUGCCUCAACAGUAUGUGAUAAAUCUAAAGUUUUCAGUACUGAUGACUUUUCUUGUUUAGUUUUUUUUUCGCCUGACUAAAAGUUUUUCUAUCAAACACACAGAAUUCAAGGCGGCACUGCGGAGCCAGGGUCCUAUGUGUAUAUUGGAGCACUUUGACACAGGCUACAGUGUGCUUCAGUAAGUACUCAUUGUGUGAUUUAGCUUGUUAUAAGAUUUGUUGACAAGAUACAUUGAUCAAAGCUGCUGUUCUUUUGCUUUUCAAGGCACUGCAACUCAGUGGAGAUGGCCGUGAAAGAGGAUGCUCUGGAAUUAUUGGUACAAGGUAUGACAUUUUUUUUUUGUAUAGGCUAAAGAAAUAGUUGACCUGUAAAUGCCUAUGUGAUCAUAUAUUUAUUCAUUUUUUGUCUUUCAGUGGUUAGCGGUCUGGCUGCCACCCUACCAGCGCUUUUCGUCUCCACCUCUGUCUCCGCUGCAGAGCGCAAAGAGAAACUUAAUGCGGUCAAAAUGAGUGUCUACCUGCUCUGCAAACUCACAGAGACCCUUGAGAGUGCCUCCUAUAGACAGAAUAUUAUCACAACCCCUGGAAAGGUACAGUACACUGUGCUGAAGUCAUGCAUUGUUGACCUUUCAGAUAGUCGACCAUUGUUUUUUCAUCUGUAUUAAAUGCCCAUUGAUGAUAUUAUGGCAUGUUUCAUGAUCUAGUCAGACCGAGGGAUUGUGGCUUCUAGCAUGCUGAUUGAUGGGUAAUCUUGGCAGUGUGGUUUAGUUUUAUUGCACCGCUGUAAGGGCCCAUCCACAUUCAACUUGAUGCCUUCUACAAUCUCCUUCCAUGAGUAAUGGGAUGGUAGUGAUAGAAGGUGCCAAACAAUGCGCAAAUGUUUUGUUUGUCUUUGUGUGUGUAUGUGGUACGCAUGUAUAUGUAUCAGUUUGCAAGAGGCUUUCAUCCAUAUACACUUGGUUUGACCUAAAUGAAUGUCUCUUUGGUAAUCUGAGGGCAUGUAUGCUUGUUAAUUGAGGUUGUCUAUUCACUGUUUCAUGAAGUUUGUCAUUUGUUUUGAUUUAUUUCUGAAGACAAACUUUUCAGUGUUUUUACAUUUGUGUUGUCUUACACAGGGUAAAAAAGGCAAAGGUGGUGGAGAGGGGCUGCUGCAGUGGGACUCUGAGAGAGAAAAGGUGCUGCAGGCCCUCAAUCAGCUCCUCCAGCUAGAUAUUCGUUCCCUCUGGAACCUCUCCCUGGUGGAGGAAGAGUUCAUCAGGUACUGUACUGUACGGGGAGUGCAGUAUCAAGCUCAGCUGUCUUUAUUCAGUUAGCUGUUGUCAUUUCCCGAUUUCUUCUCCGGAUCUCUGCCCUGAUGGAUAACACAGUUGCCUUAAUUUGUGUUUAUGUGAAAAUUAUGUUUUCCUUUCCAUCAGUAAUAUUGUGCUCAAUCUAAUAAGGUUGGAAGAUCUUUUGAAUUGUUUCCAUUGUCAUUAUGUCAUCACAGUCCUAUUUUUGCACAUAUCUAUAAACAUAUGCAGUGAGAGGUUUUUUGUUGUCUUGUCUGGGAAGGUCUUCAUAUGAAAGCUUUUGGUGAAAAAGAAAUGUCAGAACUUGCCAUUGUUGUUUUUUUGUUUGUUUGUAUGUUUUUGUAAUGUAUAUACAAUGUUUUAUUUACAGCUUGUUAAAAAUUGGGCUUGGUCCUCAAAUUGUUUUCAUACAGGUUUUACCCCUUGCACACCCAACAAAGUUCAAAGACAUUGUUCUGUUCCCCUUUCCCCACAGUUGUGUGACUUGCUGCUGCUACAAACUACUUGAGAACCCGACCAUCGGCCAUGUCAAAAGCAAACCAACCAGGGAUUGUAUAAUUCACCUUCUCGGAGUCCUUAUCAAGAAGUACAGUCAUCUCCUGGGUUAGUCACUCAGUAACAUAUGUCGUCUGUGAAUCUGAGGGUAGUGUUUGAAAAUCCCCCAAAAUGUUUCAUUCCCACUUGUUACUCAUUAUAUAUUUAUGAGUUAAAUCUGUGUUUAUAUUUUCAUUUCACUCGUAUCCUCUGAUCUGACAUUUACAGGUGCGAGUGUAAAGGUGAUCCAGUUGCUGCAACACUUCGAACAGCUUUCGACCGUGUUUGCACAGGCAGUGUCUGUGUGGAGUACAGAAUAUGGAGUCAGAGCCAUCAUAGGAGAAGUAAUAAGGUCAGUCUAUAUAUCUGGUGUUCAGAUUAAGAUUGGAUAUUUCUCAUUUGCAGUUUCUGUGUAGACAUCUUUAUCUUUGAAAAAAAGUACAAAAUAAAAACACCUUUCCCUCAUUUCUUCAGGGAGAUUGGUCAGAAGUCCAGCGAGGAACUUGCUAGAGAGGGGUCAGGAGUCAAAGCUUUUUCAUCCUUCAUUUCUGAACUUGGUGCACUGGUGCCAGAGUUAAUGAUUCCCAACAUCAGUGUGCUCAUCACACACCUGGAAGGAGAGGUAAUGUUUACACUAACAUGCUCUUUUCCUUAUGGUCUUAUUUUAUUAUGAGUUUAAGAGUGGGGGGAUUGCUUUUUACCUACAAAUCGAUGCUUUGAUGUUGUUUAAUGGCUUUGGGGAAAUAGACAGGUCAGAUACCUAAAUGUGAUUUUGACUUUUUAGGUCUUACAAUCAUUCUGGCUUGUGACUGGUGUGUUAAGUAAGCAUAUUAUGAGCACAUAAUUAUAAAAUCUAACAAAGGAGAAAAAGGGCUUUUGUCUUUUUGUUAGUUUUGAAGGGAAAGAGCUUUUAAGAUUUUUUUUACACAUAGCAGCAAAGCACCAGUUAAGACUUUUUCAGACAAAUUUUGGUCUUACAGCACCCUCAACUAUUUUAGACAAUCUCUAGUGACACUUUGAUUCAGCUGGAAAGUGAAUCGCUGAAAAAAGCCUCAAGACAUAAAAGUGACUGAUCAGUUUGUAAGAGUAAAAUUUGAAAAAGAAGAAAAAAACAUUUGUACGAUCCCAAAAACUAUGGAGGGGGGAUCUCUGUAAGAAGUGUCCUUAGUUUAUUUUUUGUGUGCUGGAACAUUGAGCCCGAUGAUGAGACCAAGGCGAAUAUGAGCUUACUGGAUGAGCGCUGGGUUCUCCUUGCCCUAACUGACAGGUAAUCUUGGCAGUGCAGGGGAGGAUUCCUGCUCUGCUGUAAGGGCCUGCCUACAGUGACUUGGCCUGUCCUGAAUUAUUUCUCUGGAGGUACAGAGGUGUAAUGCUGGGAUGGAGCUGACAUUGUGAUUGUGUGCGUGUGUGUGCGCGGUAGUUUGUGUGAGUGUGUGUAAGAGGCAAGGAGUUCAACCAGCUCUCUUUGCUGUUCAGUCAGCUAUGAGUUGCUUCUUUGGUAAUCUGAGGGCAGAAUCCACAAACUCAUGUCAUUGUGAUGUUUUUCAUGUGGUUUUGGUACACAUUGUUUUCACAAGACUUCUCAGUAAAUACAACAUUUGACAGAUUCUCAUUCAGGAGUAAUUUUUUUAGUUUGCUGUCACUGUCAAUAUUUUGACACAGUCAAAGAUGAAGGUCUAAAUAUUGUCCCACUUUUUUCCCAGAGCCACUCCAUGCGUGUUGCUGUGUGUGAGGUACUGGGAGAGAUACUCGUGCAUGUCCUGUGUGGCGAUGGGCUCGAUGACUCCGGGAAAGCUGACCGUGACCGUUUCUUCGACACACUGCAGGAACAUCUUCAUGACACAACCUCACAUGUCAGGGCACGUGUGUUACAGGUCUACACACGCAUUGUCAACAGCAAGGUAUGUUAUGAUUGUAUCAAGGUGUAUCUACAGUGUAAUUUGAUAUUAGAGAUAUCUACUGUUGUAACCCAAACUCUAAUUUUUUCUCAGGCUCUCCCCCUGUGUAGAUACAGUGAGGUGAUGGAGCUUGCUGUGGGAAGACUGAUGGACAAAUCCAUAAAUGUCGUCAAGAGCGCUAUCCAACUCUUAGCAGCCUUCAUUGCACACAACCCCUACAGCUGCAAGGUAACUGAAAGCAACAUAACACGGAAUCACACAAAUGAACAGUUUUUCACAAUCUCACUUGAAAAAAUGGUUUUGUUUAUCAGUUAAGCAGUGCAGAUCUUAAGAAACCGCUGGAGAAAGAGACGGCGAAACUCCAAGAGAUGAAAGAAAAACUGGGGGGAAGAGAACCAGGUGAGAAUACAACCCUGUCAUAUUUUCUCAGUUUUCCUCAGUGAUCAGUCACAUUGUGCCCGAUGAUGAGACCAAGGCGAAUACGAGCUUACUGAAUGAGCGCUGGGUUCUCCUUGCCCUAACUGACAGGUAAUCUUGGCAGUGCAGGGGAGGAUUCCUGCUCUGCUGUAAGGGCCUGCCUACAGUGACUUAGCCUGAUCCAAAUUGUUCCUCUGGAGUCACAGAGGUGUAAUGCUGGGAUGGGGCUAACAGUGUGCAUCAGUGGUUGUGUGCGUGAAUGUGUGUAUGUUUGUUUGUUAGAGGCAAGGAGUUCAACCAGCUUGCUUCGCUGUUCAGUCAGCCAUGAGUUGCUUCUUUGGUAAUCUGAGGGCAAAAUUCCCGAUGUCAUUUUAUACCUGCUGAAAUUAAGUGACCCCAAGGUUUGUACACGUUGCCAAAAAGAACAGGUUUAUUACAUUUUUAUAGUUUUUUAGUAGGAAAAGGAAAAUAGUACCACAGCUGUUACCCACAAAGUUAGACAUUUAUUAGGGCCUGUACAAAGGAGCAUCUUGAUCUGUGGGCCACAGCAUUUUUGCAUCACUGCUGUACUUCUUUCCUCCACCCAAAAAGAGGGCAGUUCUUGCAAUGGGCCCAGAUUGAUUUUCUUUUCCAGUGUCUAUUUUACGAGAAAUGCGCAGACAAAUCACACAGUUUGUAAGAUUCGUGGGGAUGUGUUCCUGGAGUUAUUUUUAGUAUGAAGGAUUUAAGUCAAAAGUAUUGUAGUUUCAAGGUGUUUAUCAUAAAGAUGCAUUUACCAAACUCCCUUUAUCUGCUCCAGGUAGAAAGAAUCUGAUUAGAGAAUUAGUGCCAGGAAAUAUCAUGCAAAUGAUGAUCAGAUCGAGCCCACUCACCCUGUCCUCAACUAUGCACAUUUUUACACUCCCAUCUGUCUGUUAAUCUUUCUCUUUUUACUUCUGAGCUCUUUGACUUAUUUUGUGGCUAGAACUCCUGUUAUCCUAAUAUUUGGGGUUUAUUUUGCUGUUCCCGCUCCCUCCCGGCAGUGGCAGUCAUUAAAGCAUCGGAGCUGUGGGCUGCCAUGGAACCCGAGCUUCUUGUCACCGUCAGGACAGAGCUGGAGCCCACAAGCGAAGCAGAGCAGGAGCAAGGAGACGAGGAGGGGGAGGACAAAGACAACAGGAAUGUGGAGGACGACAAGGAAGAAGAGGAUGACAGAGCAACCGCAGUGAAGAUAGCUCAGUACCUGCGAGUCAACAAGUACAGGUGAUACUAAUAAACAGCCCUGGUUUGACGACAAGUUGACUUGAGUGUCAUUCACAUAAAGGAUUUCUCUCACCUGCACUGUCAAUUAGCAGACAAGUUGAUAUGUGGGAUUUGUUUUCUACUCCUCUCAACAGGAAUGCUGUGCGUCUUUGUAUAAGAGCCCACAGCUGCUUCCCUGAGUCUGAGAUGUUUGCUGCUCUAUCAACUCUCAACCCCGAGGCUCUAAUGCACACGCUGGCUCUGAUUUUUAAAGGUAAAGCCUGUCUUUACUUCACCUGAUGCACUCAUAUGCAGACGUACUUGUAAAAAGUGCUCUCGGAUGUGAGUCUUAAUGAAGUCAAGAUUGGAGACACUUGAGAGUCAGUCCUUUGUAUUUCCCUUUGACUAGAGUUGAUGUAUUUCAUAUUACCUUUUGCUGUCAAUUCAUUAAAACUGACUCGCCUUGAAUUCUUGCUUUUGCAAGAGAAUGAGAAGAGGUUACAUGAGCAUGAAACACUCCUAAUUCAGAACAUUGGAUGGAGUGUGACGCAUCACCCGCCAACACUAUUCUGCUUCUAAAAACUUCUUUCAGAUACACAGGUUGAAUCGCUACAAGAAUGUAAUAUCAUUAUGUAACAUCAACUAGUUUCACAGCAGUUGUUUAAAAUAAAUCAAAGCAUCUCACUUGCUCUGUUGUUAAAUGUCUCAUUUGAUAUUAAACAGUUCAGGUAGAAUUUUGUCAAGAUCACAAAGCAAUGAUUAUAUUAUGAAUAUCAUGACAUUAAUGCAUUAAAAAUAUAUACCAAAAUAUAUACCAGAAUGCUUGGAAAUCAAAAAUAGGGCCCAAUGAGAAGAAUGAAAACCCAAAUAUUAAAAGUGAAAGAAGAAUAACUUAAUUGAGGCAGUGGUGUUGACAUCGCUGAAUGAAAAGAUAGACACAAUAAGACAAGAAUUACAUCGCAACAAAUAAACAAAAGUAAAAAGUGCUUCUUCAUUGGUCAAUGUGUGAUGUACAGUAUACUGAACAGCAGGGUACAAAUAUUUCAAAUAUAUAAAAAAACAAACUGCUGACGAACAAUUGUGCGUAUGUCUGAAAAGCACAUUUUCCUAUAAUUCAGAUUCACUCAACCCUUUUGCGUGUCAUACUGGCAGAGAGAAUAAAUGAGCCACUUUAUAAAGGCAGUGCCUUAGUAUGUUCUUAAUGGGAUUUUAACACUCUGGCUUUCUCACAUGCACUUCCAGCUGAGAGUAGAUUUAACUUAAUUACUGUACAGCUGCUGUAGGAAGUCUUAAGUAAUAUAUCAGCUAUAGAAAAUGACCCAUUGAUUAUUAUUUUUUCCUCUAAGAUUGCUUUUCUCCCAACUUCUCCUAAACCUGGACUGUUUCCCUCAGGUUCUGAUGAUGACGCCUCUGAGCCCAGCCAGAACCUGGAGCAAAUCCCACCGAAAGAGGGAGAGAAGGAGGGGGAGGAUGGGGAGCUGAAGAAGCAGGAGAUGUUGGUGCAGUACCUGAGAGACACAGAAACCUUUGCCUUACAAGUGGAGAGAGCAAUCUCAGUGAUUAACUCCAUGCUUUACUGGAAAACCACUUCAGGUAAAAUGUAACUAAUGCACCUAUUCAAAAUAGAUAAUUAAUCGAUUCAUUUCAGCGAUAAAAGAAAUAUGAGUAUUUCAGAUUUGACUUUUAAACUCCUUUUAUUUUAGUGGUCCAGGAGGCUGUGCAGUUUUGUGUGACCGUGUGUGAGUUCAGUGUUGCCAACUCGAUCAGCGGGGUGAGGAAAAUGCUGCCUCUGGUCUGGUCAACUGACGCUGCCAUUAAAGACGCCGUGGUUCAGGCCUACCGACGCCUCUAUCUGAACCCUCAGGGUGACACCAUCAGGUGUGUAAAACUGGUUCAUGUACACAUGACAAUAAAGAUGUGCUGAUCUAGAUUUUUCAUCCCUCUUACUUCCACAAUCAGACUUCAGUUAUUUAUCUGUUAGCCUGUGGAAAAGUCUUUAUCAUUUGUGAACACGCAAGAUGGCAUCAGGCUUCAAAUAUUUCUGUAGUAUCCUUUUAAUCUCUUUUUUCUUAACAAUUAAAUGACAUUUUCACAAAUUCCUCAUUCAUUUUUGUAUAAUUCAUACUUUUGUAAUGCUGAUCAGGGAAGUUAUUUCUCUGAGGAUUACAGUCAUGUAAGGCUGCAUGUCAGGCUUGUGUUGUUUUCUCUAAGUCGCUGUCACGCUUCUUUAAUUAGGAUGAAAGCCCAGACUCUCGUGGACAGCCUGUCUGAACUGAUGGUGGAUGCAUCUCUGGGUACAAUCCAAUGUCUUGAGGAAAUAGUGAGUAACUGUACUUAGUUAGAUUUGGAUCAUGUCUUUGUAUGGCAGAUAGUAGAAAAACAACCUCACAGAAUUCAAAGGACAUGUUUGUACUGACUCACAAAUGCCCUUUUUUUUCCUAGUCUAAUUUUUAGUUGAAUCACCUCAUAAUACAGCACACAAACGUGUCUCUGGUGGUUUCUGCAGGUUCAGGAGUUCUUUGGCAGUGCGAGCAAUCUCCAGUCCACCGUUGUGCAGGUCUUGUGGGAGAGGUUUACUGGCAAACGAGAGACUUCCGCCCUAUACAGGCGAGCAGCAGUGUUGCUGCUGGGCAUGGCUGCACGGUAAGACGUGUUAGUUAAAGUAUGCUUCUACAAAAACUUUCCUCGGCCCUGUGAAGAAAAAGAGUUCGAGUUAGUUUACUAAAUUAGAGGUUUUAUCUGUUCUUGCCUCAGCUGUCGGGUAAUUCUCAUCCAGUGACUCAGCUCCACCUACUCUGACCAUGCAGAGUAAUAUGAGGACGAGUCUGUUAAGUGGUCACGAUGCAUACCUUAUUUGUUCGGUUGGUUGUGGUGUACUCCUAACAACAAUAUGAAAGACUCAGUACGCUGGAAGAAAUGAAUCACAAGUUGUUAUAAUUAUUGAAAGGUCCCACGGCACUUGUUUACCCUCUUCAAUCUCACCAAAUUGCGGCCUGAUCCCAUUGUCUUUAUACUACACAGUGCAACAGAGUCAUCUGAGAUGUCAAACAAGAUAAUUAUGAGAAGUUACAGCUUGUCAUUAUCUUCAAGUCUUACCACAGGCAACACAAUCAGUUGCUUUAUGGUACUGCUGUGGUAGUGCCGUGUUUACUUAUUAUUUGCAUUCUUGUGUACUUGUUAGCAACUGGACAAAUAUCAGAGUUUACUGGAGUUAAGAUGACACAAAUUUCAGACUGAGUCAUGUUUUUAUAAUUCUCAGGUAUCCAGUUACACACAAUGGUGAAUUAUAUUUAUAUGUAUCCAUUAUUAUUUAAGCUGGAGGCUACAGAUGUGAACCUUUACAUAUAGAAUUGGACCACACAUGACUUGCUGCUCAUUUAUCAACGUUUAGGCUUAAUUUUUCAGGCUAGUCUAGUUAAACCGCAAAUGCUCACAUGUUGGCAUCAUCCUUUCUGACUCUGAAGUGUUUCACAUAAACUUCUUUUCCCUAUCUUAUUACAAAUUUAGAUACUUUAUUGCACAGUUUAAAUGACUGAAGUAGCCUCCAGCUUGACAAGACAAAAUAAAACCUGCUUGAAACCCGUACUCAUCCUUAUGCAAAAAUAUCUUCUCAGAUCCUGAUGAAAACAAGUUCUCCAAAUCCAAUAAACAGUAUUUUCCAUCGGUUAAAUGUUCAGUUAAAAGGCGCAGGACUCUUGUCCACUCAUUUUUGACGCCAAACUUUGCCAACACUGUUUUUUUUUUUUUUUUAAAAUAUGUAAAAUCUUCAUAAUAUUUCCCAGCAUGAAGCCACUUCCGCUUUCUUUUGGUUCUGCCUCAGCUACUUGACGUUCCUCUCAUUAGUCAGAAACAAGCUCAGCCUCAUCUUUUCUUCUUUGUAAUCGAAGUCACGACCAUAUAACUAGGCUCCUUGCCAGUGUGUUUCAGUGAAUAUAUAUAUUUUUACCCUCAAUCUACCUCAAAGACUGCUGCUGCUGUAGGGAAGAGUGAGCGGAGAGAAAGUAAAAGAGAGACUAUCUGCAGUCCACCCACACUGCAGCCUCUCUUCAUCCAGUCGGCAGCAUUCAUAACCUAUUAAAUCCUAUGUGCUUCUACUAACCCGUCCUCCUACAUGCAUUAUCUGGGCAGCAGCCUCGCACAGGCAAGGCCAGCACACGGUGGCCAGGGUGAUAAAGGGCAGAAAUGUUAAUGCUUCACUUUGCAUUUUCACAUUACGAUAGGGAAUAAAAAAAUCUUCACUAACUCUUCUCUUGUGAAUGUAACAGGGCUGAAAGGGAGGUGGUCCUGAGUAAUCUGGACACACUCUGUUCUGUGGCCCUUGGCGAGAAAGUAACUGAAGACUUCCUUCUGGCCAGAGACACAGUUAUCACCAUCUGCAGCAUCACCGACCAUGUCAGAGUAAGCAUUUCUUUUUGUACCAGAGGCGGCAUAAACUGCUGGAAAUAUCCUGCCUAUGUAACAUGUACCGCAGAAUUGUCAUAGGAUACUUCGUCGUGCUGAAAGAAGCAUUACUGUUUCAUAUUUUACAUGCAAAGAAGCGCCUGAUUUAACCUCAGAGGGAGCAGUGAAAGCAAGCUGUUCUUUUCUAGUGGAAGCAGAGAUUUCAAAAACUUGGUUAACAUGUUCUGCUUUAUGUCCACCAGCAAUCAAAAGGCGCCCCAUUCAGACUACCCCAGGACCACCAGCUCUUCACCUGCCUCACACAGGCCCUCGCUGAUGGUACACGAAAACGAACUUUAUCUUGGGGACCACCCUCUUGAUUUUCCAUGCCUUCACUUAUCUGACUGACUCUGUUGGUGCUUGUCCAGGUGUGGUGAUGGAAGACCCUUACUGGCAGAGCUUCAUGGAGCAAGCCGUCCGUCUCAUCUACUUCCUGGCUGAAUCUCCUGACCAGCUGUGCUCCCGGCUGCUCCAGCGCAGCGCUCGCCUCUUAAUGGAUCAAAUAACAGAGAGUGCAGAGGUCAACAAGGACACCGUCCAAAUUCAGGAUGGAUCUCAAGAGUCCAGUGAGCAAAGUGAUCAAGGUGAGUCUCCAUUUAUGAACCUGUGCGACCCAUCGCUUGCACGGUGCUUUAAUAAUUUUACUGUAUGCCACGUGUGUCCAUGUGUCUCUCCCCUGCAGUGAACUGUGUGUGUCUGGCCCAGCUGUUGGCUCUGUGUGGUUGCGUGGCUUUCUGGCAGGUGUCGCACCUCGAGCGCAGUGUGAGCACAGAGUUACGGAGGAGGAGAGGAGAGACAGAGGAAAGGGAGGAGAAGGAGAAGGGCCCAUCCAGCAAAGCAAAGGUAGUUUAUAUGUUGAACUUCACAAAAAUAAACAUGUGUCAGGAUUUUAUUAGCAAUGAAUUCCCUAAGAAAUAAUCAAUUUUGAAAUGAAUCUUGGCGAUCAUGAUUUUAGCUCAAACUGUGCUUCCUAGAAAGUUUCAGUCAGGCCAAAACUGCAGUUGUCUGUGUUAAUGUAUUUUUGCAGAAAUUCAAUGAAAAACAAACCACACACAGCCCCAUGUGUGUUAGAAUCCCAACAGGAAAGCUUGAUGAAAUUUCUGUAAUUAACACAGACAGAUGAGUGAUAGCUCAAAUUGGUUCAGCCCAUCAGGGGACUCAAGAUCAACGCCUUGAUAAUUAGCAUUAGAAAUUCACAUUCAAAAGACAGAGUAACAACAGAUCAAAUUUGUGGGUGAAUUUAUAAAUGGAAAGUUCCUGCCAUUUAUUCUCUGCUUAUUGCAUUACUUUAUAACCUCUUUGUUAUACAGGACUUGAAAAACUAUACUUCUGAAAUGAGAGUAUAAAUCUAGUCCCUCUUCAAAACAAGCUCUGGAGGAAAAGAAUAUUUUGAUUGUAAAACAUCAAUCAAACUGAACUAUUUUGUGAAGUUUAACCCGCUGGUCUGUUUGCAAACUGCACAGAAAUCACAACAUUAUUAUGGUUGCAGCAAUCAGCCAACGAGAGUACUAUGGAGGAGGAGCUGGGGUUGAUUGGUGCUUCUGCUGAAGAUACGGAGGCUGAACUCAUCCGAAAGAUCUGUGAGACUGAAUUACUGGCUGGUAUGAAAAAACCUCUUGUCAUUCGCCUUCUGGUUGAGCAUAAAACCGCAUUUAAAAUCCUCAUUCUUUAACAGAUUCGGAUUACUUUAAAAUGCUCUCACAUUUAACAUCCUCUCCCCUCCCUCCUACCUCUAUCUGUUUAGAGGAGAACCUGCUGAGUGCAUUCCUGCCUUUGCUGGUGAGAGUCUGCAGCUCCCCAGGACGCUAUUCCCACCCACAGCUCACCACCGCUGCCUGUCUGGCACUCUCUCAGUACAUGAUGAUAAGGUAAACAUCAGACAAUUUAUGAGAUACAGGGACUUGGCAGAGUCAUUGAUAGAUUGUGAAAACAUUUGAUUACUGGAAAUCAGUUUGUGUUGAAACUAGUUUUAUAGCUUUUUGUCUACUGCCUUUGAUGAACAGGUGCACAGAAUAUAAUAGAAACAUCUCUGUCAAUAAUGGAUCACCUCAAAGACACACAGAUUGAAUAUAUUAAACUAAUAGACAGUAAAUCAUUCAUUCAGUAAGUCAUUCCACUGAGAAGUUUCCACACUCCUCUGUGGUGUUGCACAUUUCAUGUUUUUUUUUUAAGUUGCAUCUUCUUUGAAAAAUUAAAACAAACUGGUCAGUAAUGUUUUUUUAGGAACCUAAUUUUUAUUUUCCCUUUUAUCAGCACAUCAGCGUGUGAGGAAAACAUCCGGCUCAUGUUCACCGUGCUGGAGCGCUCUACUUACCCUGUGGUCAGAGCAAAUGCCAUAAUAGCCCUGGGAGACCUCACAGUCCGUUUCCCCAACAUUUUGGAGCCUUGGACUCAGAAUCUUUACGCCAGGUAAUGAAGUUACAUAUUGAUUUAUGAGCUAAAUCAAAACAUACAAGGCACGCCUGCAGUCCACUCUGAUCACCUUGUCACCCCACCUGUUGGUCUCGCAUACCCACACUUGUCGACACACUUAGUUCUAACCCGUAACCGGCAUUGGAGGAAAAUCUGGCUCAAUCCUUAACAAUUUGACACAAAACGGACAUCACUCAAAGCUUUCUGCUCCUUUUAUAUCUCAGUCCUGCAGCCACAGUGUGGAGGAUUUCUAUACAACACUGGCAUGUAAUUAGGUGAGACCUAGCUAAAAUGUCAAAGCUUAAGAGUUAUAAACAUACUCUUUAUAUUUGUUUACUAUAAAAGAAAAUACACAGCAAGCCUGCAUUAUUAUUGCGUCGUUUAAACCCUUCUUUGAGAUUACUAGCUUGGAGAAAUUGUGUUUUCACAUAGUUAUGAGCAUUUUGAAUACAGUGGCAUGCAGAUAACUGUAGGGAAGGAGAAUUUCAUCUAAAGAAAGGCAGCCAGCGACAACAGUCCACAUCCUGUGAGUCAGACUUCACGCCUAUUAACUUGCUUUUCAAUUAGAGGCAUGUUAUCACCACAUACGUAGAUUUGUUGGUUUUUUUUUACAUAAAGAACAUCCUACGCCCGAUGGUGUAAUGUCAACGACAUUUCAUCUCAGCCAGAAUCUGCUUCUUCUGCUUGUACACCUCAGCCAUCCCCAGCCUGAUCCCACCAGCAGCAUCACGUCUCGGUGUGUUGUUCCUCACAGCCACCGAGGUGUUGCUGUUGUCACGAUGCUCCACUGAGCCACAAGAUGGGAAAAGUUCACUCUCUCCAUCACGACUUGUUAUGAUUAACAAACUUUGAGAUGAUCUAUACUGGCAAACUCUGAUAUCUGACUUGUGUUCAGACGGUAUAGUUGCCAUAAAAAAUAUCAGCAAAGCCCUUUCUGGAAAAAAAAAGAGGGGGCGGAGCUUCGGACCACUUUAGACAUGGGGGGUUUUGGACAAUGAACAGCUUAAUUAUUAGUGUGUUACAGAUUGUGACUAGAAUCAAUGACUCGUGCGUUGUAAUUAUACAGAACGGGUGGAUGAACUGAAGGGAAUAAUUAUCAAGUGAAGUCAAAGGUUAAAGGGCUCACACUUGUAGGUACACUUUCAUUUUAAAGCACUUAAUGGUUUCUGUCCAUUCCUCUCGCACAUAGUUGCUUAAAUGCUCAACUUAGAGGCUGAAGUUGCUCUGUUUGAUGAGUGUGGUUUUAAUUAUAACGGUGGAUAAAGCUCACAUUGAGGUGUUUCCGACGUGUAAAACAUUCUGUUCUUUUCAUAAUGUGACAUUUCUCUUCUAGUGUUUUCUACCUGAUAAGCCUUUCAUAGUCUUCCCUAAUUGUCUCCCACACACCAGUACCUCCACUGUUCUUGAGGCAGCUGCCCUGAAGCCUCCUGAUAAGCGUGUUACGAAUUAAUUACCCUGUUCACUGCUGCUGUAAGCCCCUGCAUUGGCAUGUGGAAGUGCCAUGUACGAUUGUCUGAUCCUCUGCCAAAGAGUCCUGCUCCCUGGCAUAAAUGAGAAAUGGUUAAUGAGUUUCUUUUGUUCCGGGGUUUUGGGAGAGGGUAAGUCUAAAUGGGUCUUCUAAUGCUAUCAGAUUGCCCUGCCACAGCUUGUCCAAUACUAUUGUAGUCAGUUCAGGCUGUGGCAGUUGUUUGGGUAACUCAGCUGUAGGUUAUUGAAACUGGUCUUUACAGAAAGCUUAAUUGACCAGGACUGGGAAGUGAUCAGUGUGGAGGUGGAGAAUAUUUUCUCCUCUCCUCACAUUUUUGGCUAUGCUGGUUGCGUGGCUUUAGGACCGCAGAAGUCCAUCUGCACUCCAACUAAACAAACUGCUUUUAAAGUUUAUGGUUACCAGAGACUGGAAUAGUCAGGUUUUUGUUAUCGUUGUUCCCCUCAGUAGCUUUCAGCAGCUACAAAUAUUUCAUCACUUGCCUCGUAGACUGGCACUUUAAUUUGUACAGUCAGAAAUGUUUACCGGAGGAUUAAUCAUCAUGACUGGGGUUGCACUUUUCAUUAAAAUAUUUUAAAACUUAAAACGUUUUGCUGAGCACAAUACUCAAAUCACAGAGAAUGCUUUUUUUCACACAGGUGAUUUAUUUGACCAAAGUUAUCAGAAUUAUGUUGCAAUUUUGACAUCUGUCAGAAUUAUCUCAAUAAUCGCACAACCUCACCAUCAUGUUGCCACCCACAUCAUGACUCUGACCCCUGACCACUCAUCUCACCAUAAAUUUGGCUUACAUUUCUGUCCAACUCUACAGAAGUGAGUUUCUGUCUGAUGCGGUACAAUGUUUCUUUCAUAAAAGAUAAAAUUUGACUUAAAAAAAAAAAAAAAAAAAAAAAAAAAAGCAAAAUACUUCAUGACUGCCGACUCAGGAGCUAUCUGUUGUUGUUUAUGUAUUGUUGCAUUUUGUAUUUGUAUGUAUUCUGUUUGUUUAUUUGUUUGUGUUUAUUUUACGUAUUAUUAUUAUUAUUUUUUUUUUUUAUUUUAUUUUUUUUUUACAUGGAGCGUAUUAUACGUAGGAGAUAUUUGCAUUGAUUUAUUGUGGGUUGGUUUAAGGACCCCAGGAAGAAUAGCUGAGGCUCGGCCAAGGCUAAUGGGGAUCCCCAAUAAAUCAAAUCAAAUCAAAAUGAUCUCAGUAAAGUCAGCACUAACUGAAAGAAGACCGGCCUUUAGGAUAAAUAACAAAGGGCUUUAAUACAAAGUUGUGGGUGAUUAUACAAAUACAAAACAUAUUAAUGAAAACCAGAAUAUUUUCUACUAAUAAGUCUAAAUCACUCACAGAAAUCAGUGUACAUUUAUUCUAAUUCGUCAUAUUUUACAAUUCAAAAACUGCUUGUUUUUCUUUUACUGGUAUGUAGUGGUGCAACGGAUCACAAAACUCACGGAUCGGAUCGUUCCUCGGAUCAAGAGUCACGGAUCGGAUCAUUUUUCGGAUCAGCAAAAAGAAAAAAAAACAAGACAAAUAAAAUAUAUAAAAGUAGUCCACAGGGCAUAAUAUCUUCUUUUUAACAUAAUUAUUAAUGAAAAACAACUUAAAGUACAAUAUACAGGCAUAUCUCCUUCCUUUAAAAUGUAACAAUGAACCAAAAAUGAAGUGUGUGCGCGAUGGGAUGUCGUAACGUGGCUCAAGCACUUUCAGCAUGUUUUUAAAGCACUCGUUUUGCACAACUGAAUACGGCCUCAUGUCUGCAGCUAUAAACACACCGAUAGAGUUUGUGAAAGCUUUAGCCUGGUCGGAUUGCGCAGGAAGAGGCUGCUUAAAUGCUGCGGUGAUGAGCGGUUGUUGGGCAGCUUUCGUUUUAUCUCAGGUGUUAUGCCAAAGAAUGCACCCCUGCCGUAUAGUGCACCCCCUAACGGGAGCGCGGUUGAAAGUACAUAACAAGGCGAAAUAAUACAAGUUUUCCUUACGUUGGAUGUAUUCAACAGCGUUUGCCUUUAAUAAUUUCAUUCAGGCUAUUCAUAUCAAAUAUGAGAUCAUUAUCUCCACUUUAAGAAGCUAACGGGUGGAGGGGAUGCAGGGGGUGCGUUCUACGGCAGGGGUGCAAUCUACGGCACAACACCUGUCAGUAAAACACCCGGCUGAUGUCGCUUCAAAUGCGUGAACAUGCUCGAUGUGUUUCCACUGUCAUAUGGCUUUCUUAUGCCACAGUGCCUACACUCCGUCGCAGUUUUGUACACUGACCUCUUUCCUUCUUCAUCAUAAUUGACAGGGAAGCCAAAAUGCUCCCAUACAGGGGAUUUAAGUGUCGCGGGGCGUUCGAGCUCCUCCUUUCUCCGCUUUCAGAAAUCGAUCCGCGGAUCACAUGUGUGCCGAACCGAACACGUCGAUCCGAACGGAUCACGGAUCAAUGAUGAUCCGUUGCACCACUACUGGUAUGUGUGUAGUCUAAAUUGAUUUGUUCAACAGUUUUCCGUUUGAUGAGUGAACAGUUAAAUUUAAUGAACAUAAACUGUUUUAGUUUUGGCUAAUAUAGUGUGUGUUUUUUUGUUUUUCUUGUAUGAAUCACUUAUAGUGAGAUGCUAAUUUAGAAAAUGCUGGUCGGUUUCUUCUCGCACCUCUAUCAAGCCUGUGAAAUGAAUCCCAUUCCCAUCAGCCUUUGUUGACUAAAGUGUUAAUUAAACAAACAAAAGCAUCCUGUGACUGUCAGGUAAUUGGGCGAUACUGCACACUUCAUACCAGCUUGUUUUCAGAUUUUAAACAUUCCAGAUUUAUUGAUUUCAACAUUAGGUAUAAAUACUGGGAUUCUCGAAGGAGAGAGCAGCGAGCACUGCUCAGGUACAAAAUUAAUUCCACGCUCAUUUGACUUCCUGUUCUUGUCCAGGCUCAGCGAUGAGGUGCCUUCAGUGCGGCAGACAGCUGUGACAGUUCUAACUCAACUGGUGCUUAAAGAUGUCCUUAAGGUCAAAGGUCAAGUUAGUGAGGUGGCAGUGCUGCUAAUUGACCCUGAGCCUCACAUUACCAGCCUGGCACUGAACUUCUUCAAUGAGCUGGCCACCAAGGUACACACACACACUCACUCUCUCUCACACACACACACACACUUACAGCACUUCUCAAGGCGACUGAAUAAUUAGGGAGGUUUGAGCUCUUUCUUCGGUGUGAUCCUUCAGGACAAUGCGAUCUACAACCUGCUCCCUGACAUCAUCAGCCGCCUGUCAGACCCAGAGAGAGGCAUGACCUCGGAGGACUUCAACACUAUUAUGAAGUGAGUUUCAAGCUUUUCAUCAUUUGUCUGGUCUCAUCUUUGUCCGCAGAGGACAUGUCCACAUAGGGCAGGAUUCUGCAGGUCCACAAAACUUGUUAGGAAGCUUUCCUGAGAAACUUGAGAGCUUUUCUAUUUCGAGACCUUUGUUUACAGGCUGCUUUGUGUUUGUGUGUCUACAGACAGCUCUUCUCCUACAUAACCAAGGAGAGGCAGACCGAGUCUCUGGUGGAGAAACUCUGUCAACGCUUCAGGACUGCCAAGUGAGUACAUCUCCUUUUUUUAUUUUCACAUCUCUGACCUGCAUCUUUUCUUUCUUUUCAUUGUUAUUCUGCUCAUUCCUGCACCUGCAGUGUUCAAUUUAUGAGGAAUGUAGGGGCGGUAGCAUGGGUAAUUAGUGGGUGUGAGGAGAGACAAUAAAAACGAGUUUGCCAUUCAAUUCACCUGUCACCUCCACUCUGACAUCUUAUUCACUCAUUUGUCAUGGAAACGCUCUCUCACUGCGGUUGGGGGAUGUAGUCGGAACAACUGGCCUGGCCAGGCUUCAGUCUUCUCUGACUCAUGCUUGAUCCAUAUUCCAAGGAAGGACGUUUUAUAUAACACAAUGCCAAAGUGAAUUUAGGUAUACUAGGGUCCUGGAAAAUGAGAUUUUGUUCAAAUGCCAAGGCAAAGCUUUUUUCGUGAGUAAUGAGCUCCUUUGUCGUGGAUGUAGAAUUUUCUACCACGUAAGAAAGCAAGCCACUGUGGAAAAGCUGCAUGACACGAGGAUUGCAGCAUGCCCCCUCCAACUGUCUUCCCAGGAGAGGAGAAUGGCAUCCACAUAUAGUCUAUCUUAAAUCAGGUGGCCUCUGGCACAUUAUAAUGCUCAUACGUCAUCAUUUACACUCUUCUUUGUUGCAGGUAACAUAUUUUUAUGUUUCCUUAUGUAUUAUUGCAGGAAAUUCAAUUGCGUAAUAUUGUAUUUUUACCACAUGAUUUGGAGCAACACUUGUUUGCAUAAUUGGUCCAUACAAAAGCGUUCAAGGACCUUCAAUGGUAAGGCUGACGCAUAGCCUAAAUAAUUUCUCAUGAUACAGGCCUUUGACUUAAACAAUGCUUUGGAAACUCGGCCUACCUCUGCUUGCGUGUGGUUUGAUGGCUCAGAUAGCUUUGGCGCACCAAAUCACAAUCUGUUUUUUACUUGUCUCCUUUAGGACGGAGCGCCAGUGGUGUGACUUAGCCAUGUCUCUGUCUCUGCUGUCCAUGUGUGAGCGUGGCUUCAAGAGGCUGCAGGAGUGCUGGGAGUGUUACAGUGACAAGUUAACCGAGCCUGGAGUCUACCAGCCUCUCCUCUCCAUCACUGCCAAGCUCCGCCGUGGAGCCAAACCUCAGUUCAAGGUGUUGGAGACAUCUUUAGUCCAAAGAGGAUGUUAUAUGUACUUCAAUGUUGUUCUCAUUUACUAAUACCAUCUUACCUCUUCAGGCCCAGGUAGAUGAGUUUGAAAAGCGUCUGACUGCUGUUCACACUCGUGGACUGGAGAAUGUUGAAAGUCCAGAGAUGGAUGAAGAAAAUCCAAAGGAAGGAGGGUCCACUGAGAAGACGGUCAUUCAAACACCCCUGCCCGCCAGAGGCCGGUUGAGGUCAAAGAGAGGUAAAAAGAAAAAAAAAUCAGAGGAUGUCCCUGCGACGGAAGUUGUGUUGAUCUUGUCCCUUAUUUAAAAAUAACUUAUUUCUGAUUGUGUUGCAGGUCAAACAAAGCCGUCAGUUUCAGGUCGCGGGGACGAGAGUUUUGUGACGCCUCAGAGAACUCGCAAGUCCAAGAAACCUGUCAUCACCUUUAGCAGUGAUGAAGAGGGGGAGGAGGACGAUGAAGGUUGGUGUAGUCACUUAAUUGAUUUAUUGAUUUGCUGUUCAGAGCUUAUUAUAUUUCAGUCUUCUAAGUAUUACAUUGAGUGUAGAAGACAGUCAGAUGUUGGUGAAGACAGGCUGAAGCUGACCUCCAUAACAAAGUCCACAACAUGCAGUUUUUGCAGUAGUUGCUUGCUUCUUAAAGUCUUCCAGGUUAAAUACUAUAAAGCAAUAAGAGACCCCCCUCGUCAUGUCAUACUGGUAUGUUUGUGGCACCAGUGUAUUGGAUGCAACUUUAAAAAAAAGUGUUAAUUCAGGUUCCAUGACCUGACGGUUGCAUUAAACACAGUUGCUUUACCUCACCAGUCCUGCUGACAUCAUAGAGCGCUAUAUUUACUUUAUUUAUCUUGAUUUUUCCUUUACACAAGUACUUUCUACUGUCGGUAUAUGAAUGUGCCGGACAAAGAUAUUUUAGUACAUCAGGAAAACUUUUUGGAUCAAUACGAAAAAAGUUUUUGGUGUUUGGAGCAGACAGGAGAUUUAGGAUGGCUGUGCUUCAGUUGUUCUUAAUUAAAGUUAGCUGUGUGCUGCAGCAGCAGCACUAAUCCAAGUUCUGGGGAUCAAUGUGACAGAUAACUGUAAGAUUAAGAACUAAAAGAACAUGAAUUAGCAUGCAUAAUGCCAUGCAAAAUUAGGUUUGAGUUUGUGGCAUUUUAACAUAAUUUUCUGUCCUUGUCCUUAAAUUUGAUAUUGAUUUAUUUUAACAAACCAAACUCCAGUCUUAAAAGUAGUGUUGAGAAAAUCUCCAUUCUGCAGACUUUAUUUUUCAUGUAAACAAAACUUCUAGAUGUCGCAAAUCUGUCCCUCUUAUUUUCAAAGACUUCAGGAUGAUUCAGCAACAGUCUCGGCUGCAAGUUCACAGACCUGUGCCCCAUGUUCAGACCACUCUAGAAUAUAAAGUCUUUGCAACAGCUGUGAACAUACUUGGAGAAGAGAGCUCACUUCAUUCAAAUAUCUGACGUAACGCUUACAGUUACAGAUCGGUGAGUGUCGUACUUGUGUUGCUUUUUAACUUAAACUUGUUCAUUUUUUCCCUCAGAUGCUGUCAUGGCAGAGAACGAGACCCCCAAAGUGACCACGCCUAUCGCCCGCACAUCCCGACGAGCUCGCCUCAGAAACUAA